AUGGAUUUACCCGGCAGAAACAUCGCAGAUCGCAUCCCACCGGAGAUCAUGCUGAGGAUACUCACGAUCUACCACGACGCGAUAGCUCCUGUGCAAAGGCUACUAUACGUUUGCAAGUCCUUCAAGGCCUUGAUCGAGGACCACUCCCGCUUCUGGAACCGGCUCUACAUCCUCGAGCCCAUCCCGGAGGACCUCCCGCACCUCGAGCGCAUUCUGCAGCUUUCCCGUUCGCAGCCGCUCUAUGUCACGCUCGUCCUCCCCGGCAACGACGCGUACGAAGACACCGAGCCGCCAGAGGCCGACAGCGCCGCCGCCGCCGACCUUUGCAUACGCCGGCUCCGGGACCAGCAACACAGGCUCGCGAGCCUCGGCGUGUUCGCCUUCCGCGACGGCGACAUCCGCGCCGUCGCGCGUGCGCUGGAGGGUGCCCAGCUCCCGGUCCUGCACGAGCUGUGGCUCGCCGACGUCGUCGAUCAGCACACCUCGGAGAACCUGCACCGGCUCGCCAAGCUUCCCGAGCCGCCCGUGUUCAUCUUCGACCGCGCCGCGCCGCCACCGCUCCUCUCCGUGGUGCGCAUCGAACAGCGCAUCGCGCGUUACGCCGUCGCCCCGAUGCGCGGCCUCACGGCGCUGCACCUCGGCACGCCCGCCGGCAGCCGCUGCGACGAGCUCCUCGACAUGCUCCAGAUCGCGACGCAGGGCUCGCCCGGGCUGCAAUGCCUCGGCCUCGGCCUGUGCGGCGUGAUGCUCCCGCUCUCGCAGACGCUGCGGGAGCCGCAGUCGCUCCCUUUCCCCGCGCUGCUCUACCUCCACCUCGAGGGCGGCUCGGAGACGAUCGCCUGGAUCGUGCUCUGGACGCUCUCCGCGCCCGCGCUCAAGGCGCUGCACGUCAUGGACCACUUCUUCGACCCCAUGGAGCUCGAGCACGAAGAGUUCCUCGAGUGGCCGCAGGACCCGGCCGAGACGUUCACGCAGCGCUUCGGGCCCGGCGGCAUCUUGCCCAGCCCGUACGCGAGCGUGCAGAGCCUCACCCUCCGCAACGUCGGCUGGCUGAGCCUGCUGCCCGUCCUGCCGAACCUGCGCCACCUCACGCUGUGCUGGGUCCACUACGUGUUCAGCAUGGUGGAGUACCUCGGCGAGCCGCCGGAGAAGGCGCCCGAACUCGAGGUGCUCACGUUCGAGGGUGACCUCAUCAACGACGAGGGUCGUCGCCUGUUCCUCGACGUCGUCCGCCGCAAGGCGCGCAAGGGUCGGCUGCGCCGCGUCCGGAUGUUCCAUCUUCAGGAAGACGGAAUUGGUAACCGCCACCCGGAGGAGUUCAUGCAGAGCUUGAGAGAGUUGGUGGAGGUGUCGUAUGUCAACCCUCACCCUCGCGACUUUAACAUGGAUGGAGAGGCGUUGGCUCAUCUGUACGCCUCCGCGACCGAGGUCGACGAUUGGGAGUGGCACAUGGCGGAGCGCUCGUGGUGAUCGCAAAAUCCAGGCGAACAAGCUGGACAUACCAGCUGAUAUACCAGAUCAAGU
Molecule: messenger RNA, 1524 nt
Organism: Punctularia strigosozonata HHB-11173 SS5
Lineage: Eukaryota; Fungi; Basidiomycota; Agaricomycetes; Corticiales; Punctulariaceae
Exons: 1
Coding region: 1-1470 (489 amino acids)
Molecular function (GO): protein binding
Source: RefSeq, a predicted model, not a curated record